AGUUCGUGGCGCGCUUUUGCUUGAUUUGGCGCUUUGUUCUACAAAUAAGUUAACUUCAGGGAUAGUCAAUCACUUGCUGUUGGGUUGUCUGGCUGGCUUGUCUUUAAUCGGGAUUUUCUCUUUGAAAUAAAAAGGCAAAGAUGCAUGUAAUUAAGCGAGAUGGACGUCAGGAACGCAUCAUGUUUGAUAAAAUUACAUCUCGUAUUCAGAAGCUCUGUUAUGGACUCAACUCUGAUUUUGUGGAUCCUACUCAAAUUACUAUGAAAGUAAUACAGGGACUUUAUAGUGGGGUUACUACUAUUGAGUUGGACACCUUAGCUGCAGAAAUUGCUGCUACCCUCACAACCAAGCACCCAGACUAUGCCAUCUUGGCCGCUCGAAUUGCUGUGUCCAAUUUGCACAAGGAGACAAAGAAGGUCUUCAGUGAUGUAAUGGAGGAUUUGUUCAAUUAUGUGAAUCCACGGAAUGGACGUCAUUCACCAAUGAUCUCAAAGGAGACGCUUGACAUUGUUAUGGCUAAUAAAGAUCGUCUCAACUCUGCCAUCAUUUAUGACCGAGACUUCUCCUACAAUUUCUUUGGAUUUAAAACACUGGAGCGGUCCUAUUUAUUGAAGAUAAAUGGGAAAGUGGCGGAGCGUCCCCAGCAUAUGCUGAUGCGGGUGUCCGUGGGGAUUCACAAGCAACACAUUAAUGCUGCCAUCGAGACGUACAACCUUCUGUCGGAGAAGUGGUUUACUCAUGCCUCUCCAACCCUCUUCAACGCUGGAACAAACAGACCUCAGCUUUCAAGCUGCUUCCUGCUUGCCAUGAAGGAUGACAGUAUUGAGGGUAUCUAUGACACAUUGAAGCAGUGUGCCCUCAUCUCCAAAUCUGCUGGUGGUAUUGGUGUGGCAGUGAGUUGUAUCAGAGCCACUGGAAGCUACAUUGCAGGGACAAAUGGUAACUCCAAUGGACUGGUGCCAAUGCUUCGUGUGUAUAACAACACUGUCUCUUAUUGUAUAUAUUUCCUCUCUGUUCAGAGACCUGGUGCAUUCGCCAUGUAUCUUGAGCCGUGGCACUUGGACAUCUUUGACUUCCUUGAGCUGAAGAAGAACACAGGAAAGGAAGAGCAGAGGGCGAGGGACCUGUUCUAUGCUCUCUGGAUCCCAGACCUCUUCAUGAAGAGGGUGGAAAAGGAUUUGGACUGGUCUCUCAUGUGCCCAAGUGACUGCCCUGGUCUAGAUGAGUGUUGGGGUGAGGAGUUUGAAAAACUAUACGAAAGGUAUGAGAAGGAAGGCAGGGCCAAGCGUGUGGUAAAAGCACAGCAGGUCUGGUACGCAGUCAUCGAAUCCCAGACAGAGACGGGCACACCCUACAUGGUCUACAAAGAUGCCUGCAACCGCAAGAGCAAUCAGCAGAACCUUGGCACAAUCAAGUCCAGCAAUCUGUGCACAGAGAUUGUGGAGUACACCAGCAAGGAUGAGGUGGCUGUGUGUAACCUGGCAUCCAUUGCCUUAAACAUGUACGUCACUCCAGAGCGAACCUUUGACUUCCAAAAAUUGUCCUACGUCACCAAAGUUAUUGUCAAAAACUUGAACAAGGUUAUUGACAUCAACUACUAUCCAGUACGAGAGGCAGAGUAUUCCAACAAGAGACACCGACCUAUUGGCAUUGGUGUUCAGGGCCUUGCAGAUGCCUUCAUCCUGAUGCGCUACCCAUUUGAAAGUCCAGAAGCUCAACGUCUCAACAUUCAGAUCUUUGAAACGAUCUAUUAUGCAGCACUGGAGUCCAGCUGCGAGUUGGCAGAAGAGUUUGGCCCAUAUGAGACCUAUGAAGGCUCACCUGUCAGCAAAGGAAUUCUGCAGUAUGAUAUGUGGGAGAAAGUUCCUACAGACCUCUGGGAUUGGAAGGCACUGAAAGAGAAAAUUGCCAAGCACGGUGUGCGCAACAGCCUGCUCAUGGCCCCAAUGCCCACGGCCUCGACGGCCCAGAUCCUGGGAAACAACGAGUCGAUCGAGCCCUACACCAGCAACAUCUACACUCGCCGAGUGCUUUCUGGAGAGUUCCAGAUUGUGAACCCUCACCUACUCAAAGAUCUGACUGAGCGAGGCCUUUGGAAUGAGGAGAUGAAAAACCAGCUGAUCUCCCAUAAUGGAUCCAUUCAGGGCAUUGCAACGAUUCCAGAUGAUGUCAAGGAGCUUUACAAAACGGUGUGGGAGAUCUCACAGAAGAUGAUCAUUAAGAUGGCGGCUGACCGAGGAGCCUACAUUGACCAGAGUCAAUCCCUGAACAUCCACAUAGCUGAGCCCAAUUACGGCAAACUAACAAGCAUGCACUUUUAUGGCUGGAAGCAGGGCCUAAAAACUGGCAUGUACUACCUCAGGACAAAGCCUGCAGCCAACCCAAUCCAGUUUACCCUGAACAAAGAGAGCCUGAAGACCACGGAAAAGCAGGAAGAAAAACAAGAGUCGAAGGAGAAGAACAUGGCUGCGAUGGUGUGUUCGUUAGAAAACCGAGACGAAUGUCUAAUGUGUGGUUCUUAAACCUUUCUCGUAAUGAUUGUUGCCCUGCUGUGUCAUCUUGCAUCCAAAACAUUUGGCCUUGCACUGUGGUUGGAAUCACUUUUCAGGAUGACUCACCCAUUCAGAGAUUCUGCAUACUGUAGACAUUUGAUUACUAGGCUCCAGGUGUAUGUGUUAUCCAUAUUUAUCAUAUUGUAAAAAUGUUCAACAUAAAUUCAGCCAUAUUUUUAGCAUGCGUGGGCAUUUUCUGAUCUCUGCAUCAUAUGGUUUUUUUUAAAUGGUUGUCGGUUUUUUUUUAUCAAAUGUUUUUACUUCUUAUGAAACCUAAUAAAUAAAACUUACAUUAGCGCUUA
Messenger RNA from Alosa alosa (allis shad), 2854 nucleotides. It is a transcript of the gene rrm1, whose product is annotated as ribonucleotide reductase M1 polypeptide. The record is from RefSeq and is a predicted model, not a curated record. Gene Ontology annotation, molecular function: ATP binding; ribonucleoside-diphosphate reductase activity, thioredoxin disulfide as acceptor. The transcript has 19 exons. Lineage: Eukaryota; Metazoa; Chordata; Actinopteri; Clupeiformes; Clupeidae. Gene Ontology annotation, cellular component: ribonucleoside-diphosphate reductase complex. Gene Ontology annotation, biological process: DNA replication; deoxyribonucleotide biosynthetic process. Bases 141 to 2522 code for a protein of 793 amino acids.